GAGUCGGUUUUCUUUGAGCGAUCUCACUUCACGCGAUAUACGCCGUCUGAAAAGGGCCUGUUUACCACACGAGUAGUGUUUUAUUGAUACAUUAUAUCAAUUUCUAUUAUCUAUAAAGCUCAGAUGUAAACAUCAACAAUUAAUGAAAACAUGGAAACUAAUGAUGUUAUAACAUUUCAUCAGUGUACAAAAUGUGAUGAAAUUUUUCAACAUUUUUAUGAUUUAAAAAACCACUACAAAGUGCAUGUUAAAGAAGAGAAAACUGAUGAUGUAGAUGAAUAUUGUCAUGUUAAAGAAGAGAAAACUGAUGAUGUAGGUGAAUAUUGUCAUGUUAAAGAAGAGAAAACUGAUGUUGUAGAUGAAUAUCGUCAUGUUAAACAAGAGAUAACUGAUGACGUAGAUGAAUAUUAUCAUGUUAAAGAAGAGAAAACAGAUGAUGUAGAUGAAUAUUGUCAUGUUAAAGAAGAGAAAACUGAUGAUAUAGAUGAAUAUUGUCAUGUUAAAGAAGAGAAAACUGAUGAUGUAGAUGAAUAUUGUCAUGUUAAAGAAGAGAAAACUGAUGAUGUAGAUGAAUAUUGUCAUGUUAAAGAAGAGAAAACUGAUGAUGUAGAUGAAUAUUGUCAUGUUAAAGAAGAGAAAACUGAUGAUGUAGAUGAAUAUUGUCAUAUUAAAGAAGAGAAGACUGAAGACAUUGAAACAUGCUAUCAGUGUAAUUUGUGUCAUGAAGAAUUUAAAUUAGAAACUGAUUUAGAAAAACACUGUGAGGAACAUGUUGAACUAGGGGAAUGUGUUUUACAACAGGGUAAUAAUUGGGAGACCCGUUUUAGCCAGAAUAAUAACAAAAAAAUACAAAAUUCACAAGGGUAUAAAAAUUGUGAUAUUUGUAAAAAAACAUUUAGUAACAUAUAUUACCUUCAUAUUCAUUUGAUAAAUCAUAGAGAAGAAAAACAUUAUAAAUGUGAUAUUUGUAGUAAAUCAUUCACAUACAGGAGUCAACUUCGGAGACAUAUCAGAAUUCAUACUGGUGAAAAACCCUUUACAUGCGAUGUUUGUAGUAAAUCAUUCACUGUCAGUACCAAUCUACAGAAACAUGUCAUAAUUCAUACUAGAGAAACACCAUAUAAAUGUGAUGUUUGUAGUAAAUCAUUUAAUGUCAGUAGUAAUCUUCAGCAUCACAUGAGAAUUCAUACUGGUGAAAAACCCUUUACAUGCGAUGUUUGUAGUAAAUCAUUUACUGUCAGUACCAAUCUACAGAAACAUGUCAGAAUUCAUACUGGUGAAAGGCCUUUUAAAUGCGAUGUUUGUAGUAAAUCAUUUACUAACAGUAGCGAUCUACAGAGACAUAUCAGAAUUCAUACUGGUGAAAGGCCUUUUACGUGUGAUGUUUGCAGUAAAUCAUUUACUAACCGUAGCGAUCUACACAGACAUAUCAGAAUUCAUACUGGUGAAAAACUUUAUAAAUGUGAUGUUUGUAGUAAAUCAUUUAAUGUCAGUAGUAAUCUUCAGCAACAUAUCAGAAUUCAUACUAAAGAAAGGCCUUAUAAAUGUGAUGUUUGUAGUAAAUCAUUUACUAACCGUAGUCAUCUUAAGAAACACAUCCGAAUACAUACUGGAGAAAGGCCUUUUACGUGUGAUGAUUGUAGUAAAUCAUUUACUAACCGUAGCGAUCUACACAGACAUAUGAGAAUUCAUACUGGUGAAAAACCCUUUACAUGCAAUGUUUGUAGUAAAUCAUUUAGUAACCGUAGCGAUCUACAGAAACAUAUCGGAAUUCAUUCUGGUGAAAAAACAUAUAAAUGUGAUGUUUGUAGUAAAUCAUUCACCAGGAGUUGUUUACUGAAAAGUCACAUGUCAGUGCAUUCAAGCGAAAAACCAUAAUAAAUUUACGGUGUAGUAAGAACUGUUGUCUUCAGUCACACCAGAAAUCACACUGUAAAUAGUAAAAUAAAACUUUUAUAAAAUCUCAA
Molecule: messenger RNA, 1967 nt
Organism: Patella vulgata (common limpet)
Lineage: Eukaryota; Metazoa; Mollusca; Gastropoda; Patellidae
Product: gastrula zinc finger protein XlCGF26.1-like
Exons: 2
Coding region: 151-1878 (575 amino acids)
Biological process (GO): regulation of transcription by RNA polymerase II
Cellular component (GO): nucleus
Molecular function (GO): RNA polymerase II cis-regulatory region sequence-specific DNA binding; DNA-binding transcription activator activity, RNA polymerase II-specific
Source: RefSeq, a predicted model, not a curated record